AUGCGUUUGUGUUUUCCAGGCUGCUGCACUGCUCAGGAUCCAGUCACAGGUCCAGAGGAGGUGAGGGGUCAGGAGCAGGGCUCCUUGACAGUGCAGUGCCAAUAUACCUCAGGAUGGAAUGAUUACAACAAGUACUGGUGCCAAGGAGAUUAUUGGAAAACAUGUGAGAUUCUCGUUGAAACCGAUGCCUCAGAACGGUUGGAGAAGAAGAACCGUGUGUCCAUCAGGGACAACCAGACACACCGCAUCUUCACAGUGACCAUGGAGGAUCUGAGGAUGAGUGAUGCUGGCAUUUACUGGUGUGGAAUUAUGAAAUCUGGAACGGAUCCCAUGUUUAAAGUUAGUGUGAACAUUUACCCAGAAACUUCAGCUACAGUACUGAUAACCAGACGCACAUUUCUGACGUCCACACCAAUUAUGGAGAACAUUGGCAUGAAGAACAUUGGCUGCUGCACUGCUCAGGAUCCAGUCACAGGUCCAGAGGAGGUGAGGGGUCAGGAGCAGGGCUCCUUGACAGUGCAGUGCCGAUAUACCUCAGGAUGGAAGGAUUACAACAAGUACUGGUGCCAAGGGGAUUAUUGGAAAACAUGUGAGAUUCUCGUUGAAACCGAUGCCUCAGAACGGUUGGAGAAGAAGAACCGUGUGUCCAUCAGGGAUGACCAGACACACUGCAUCUUCACAGUGACCAUGGAGGAUCUGAGGAUUAGCGAUGCUGGCAUUUACUGGUGUGGAAUUACGAAAUCUGGAACGGAUCAUAUGUUUAAAGUUAGUGUGAACAUUGAUCCAGGUAAGAAAAAAUCCCAGAAAAUCCUACUUGGGGUGUGGUGGGAUCAGUGA
This is a messenger RNA of Grammomys surdaster, 837 nucleotides long. Its product is annotated as CMRF35-like molecule 3. Gene Ontology annotation, cellular component: plasma membrane. Gene Ontology annotation, molecular function: transmembrane signaling receptor activity. The transcript is spliced from 3 exons. The coding region runs from base 1 to 837 and encodes 278 amino acids. The record is from RefSeq and is a predicted model, not a curated record. Lineage: Eukaryota; Metazoa; Chordata; Mammalia; Rodentia; Muridae.